Messenger RNA from Cebus imitator (Panamanian white-faced capuchin), 3203 nucleotides. It is a transcript of the gene EEF2, whose product is annotated as eukaryotic translation elongation factor 2. Gene Ontology annotation, molecular function: GTPase activity; GTP binding; ribosome binding. NCBI's taxonomy places the organism in Eukaryota, Metazoa, Chordata, Mammalia, Primates, Cebidae. The record is from RefSeq and is a predicted model, not a curated record. Gene Ontology annotation, biological process: translational elongation. Gene Ontology annotation, cellular component: ribonucleoprotein complex; cytosol. The coding region runs from base 126 to 2702 and encodes 858 amino acids. The transcript has 15 exons.
CCGGCGUCCGCCUAUAAAAGGCUGAGUGUUGACGUCAGCGUUCUCUUCCGCCGUCGUCGCCGCCAUAAUCGGCGCGACUCGCUUCAUUCAGAUCUACCUGGAAGAAUCCACCGCCAUCCGCCACCAUGGUGAACUUCACGGUAGACCAGAUCCGCGCCAUCAUGGACAAGAAGGCCAACAUCCGCAACAUGUCUGUCAUCGCCCACGUGGACCACGGCAAGUCCACGCUGACAGACUCACUGGUAUGCAAGGCUGGCAUCAUCGCCUCUGCCCGGGCCGGGGAGACACGCUUCACUGACACCCGGAAGGACGAGCAGGAGCGUUGCAUCACCAUCAAGUCAACUGCCAUCUCCCUCUUCUACGAGCUCUCAGAGAACGACUUGAACUUCAUCAAGCAAAGCAAGGAUGGUGCUGGCUUCCUCAUCAACCUCAUUGACUCCCCUGGGCACGUGGACUUCUCCUCGGAGGUGACUGCUGCCCUCCGAGUUACCGACGGCGCCUUGGUGGUGGUGGACUGCGUGUCAGGCGUGUGCGUGCAGACCGAGACGGUGCUGCGGCAGGCCAUUGCUGAACGUAUCAAACCCGUGCUGAUGAUGAACAAGAUGGAUCGCGCCCUCCUGGAGCUGCAGCUGGAGCCCGAGGAGCUCUACCAGACUUUCCAGCGCAUCGUGGAGAACGUGAAUGUCAUCAUCUCCACCUAUGGCGAGGGCGAGAGUGGCCCCAUGGGCAACAUCAUGAUCGAUCCUGUCCUUGGUACUGUGGGCUUCGGGUCUGGCCUCCAUGGGUGGGCCUUCACCCUGAAGCAGUUUGCCGAGAUGUACGUGGCCAAGUUUGCUGCCAAGGGGGAGGGCCAGCUGGGGCCUGCCGAGCGGGCCAAGAAAGUUGAGGACAUGAUGAAGAAGCUGUGGGGUGACAGGUACUUUGACCCCGCCACCGGCAAGUUCAGCAAGUCCGCCAGCAGCCCUGAUGGGAAGAAGCUGCCUCGCACCUUCUGCCAGCUGAUCUUGGACCCCAUCUUCAAGGUGUUUGACGCCAUUAUGAAUUUCAAGAAGGAGGAGACAGCAAAACUGAUAGAGAAGCUGGAUAUCAAGCUGGAUAGUGAGGACAAGGACAAGGAAGGCAAACCCCUGCUGAAGGCUGUGAUGCGCCGCUGGCUGCCCGCCGGAGACGCCUUGUUGCAGAUGAUCACCAUACACCUGCCCUCCCCUGUGACAGCCCAGAAGUACCGCUGUGAGCUCCUGUACGAGGGGCCCCCGGACGACGAGGCUGCCAUGGGUAUUAAAAGCUGUGACCCCAAAGGCCCGCUUAUGAUGUAUAUUUCCAAAAUGGUGCCAACUUCCGACAAAGGUCGGUUCUACGCCUUUGGACGGGUCUUCUCGGGGCUAGUCUCCACCGGCCUGAAGGUCAGGAUCAUGGGGCCGAACUACACCCCCGGGAAGAAGGAGGACCUCUACCUGAAGCCAAUCCAGAGAACAAUCCUGAUGAUGGGUCGCUACGUGGAGCCCAUUGAGGAUGUGCCUUGUGGGAACAUUGUGGGCCUGGUGGGUGUGGACCAGUUCCUGGUGAAGACAGGCACCAUCACCACCUUCGAGCAUGCCCACAAUAUGCGUGUGAUGAAGUUCAGCGUCAGCCCUGUCGUCAGGGUGGCCGUGGAGGCCAAGAAUCCGGCCGACCUGCCCAAGCUGGUGGAGGGUCUCAAGAGACUGGCCAAGUCCGACCCCAUGGUGCAGUGCAUCAUUGAGGAGUCGGGAGAGCACAUCAUCGCGGGUGCCGGCGAGCUGCACCUGGAGAUCUGCCUCAAGGACCUGGAAGAGGACCAUGCCUGCAUCCCCAUCAAGAAAUCUGACCCUGUCGUCUCGUACCGUGAGACCGUCAGUGAAGAGUCCAACGUGCUCUGCCUUUCCAAGUCCCCCAACAAGCACAACCGGCUGUACAUGAAGGCGCGGCCCUUCCCCGACGGCCUGGCAGAGGACAUCGACAAAGGCGAGGUGUCUGCCCGCCAGGAGCUCAAGCAGCGGGCGCGCUACCUGGCCGAGAAGUACGAGUGGGAUGUGGCCGACGCCCGUAAGAUCUGGUGCUUUGGGCCUGUCGGCACCGGCCCCAACAUCCUCACUGACAUUACCAAGGGUGUGCAGUACCUCAACGAGAUCAAGGACAGUGUGGUGGCCGGCUUCCAGUGGGCCACCAAGGAGGGCGCGCUGUGUGAGGAGAACAUGCGGGGCGUGCGCUUCGAUGUCCACGACGUGACCCUGCAUGCUGACGCCAUCCACCGUGGGGGUGGUCAGAUCAUCCCCACAGCGCGGCGCUGCCUCUACGCCAGUGUGCUGACUGCCCAGCCGCGCCUUAUGGAGCCCAUUUACUUGGUGGAGAUCCAGUGCCCAGAGCAGGUGGUUGGUGGCAUCUAUGGGGUGUUGAACAGGAAGCGGGGCCACGUGUUCGAGGAGUCUCAGGUGGCCGGUACCCCCAUGUUUGUCGUCAAGGCAUACCUGCCCGUCAAUGAGUCCUUUGGGUUCACCGCUGACCUGAGGUCUAACACGGGCGGCCAGGCCUUUCCCCAGUGCGUGUUCGACCACUGGCAGAUCCUGCCCGGAGACCCCUUCGACAACACCAGCCGCCCCAGCCAGGUGGUGGCGGAGAUCCGAAAGAGCAAGGGCCUGAAGGAAGGCAUCCCGGCCCUGGACAACUUCCUGGACAAAUUGUAGGCGGCACCUCCUGCAGCGUCUGCCGCCCCGGGGACUCACAGCACCUACAGCACCACGUCCUCACGUUCUCAGACGACACCCGGAGACUGUCCCAACACAGCGACGCUCCCCUGAGAGGUUUCUGGGGCCCGCAGCGUGCCAUCGCUCAAGCUCAACACUUGAUGCUGUUUCUUUCGAUAUUUAUUUCCAGAGUCCAGAGGCAGCAGACACGCCCUCUUUGCAGGGACUUACUGGGCCUGUGGGGGAGGGGGAGGUGGGAUGGGACACCCAACACUUUCCAUUUCUUCAGAGGGAAACUCAGAUGUCCAAACAAAAUUAACAAAUGCAUUAAGAGGUUUAUUUGGGUAAUUGGCCUGUUGUGGCUUUUGCCUCAGAAAAGGGAAAGGAACAAGCAGAUAGAUAAUUUCUAGCAGGCAGGAAGUCCUGUGUGGCGUCACCAUGAGCACCUCCAGCUUGUACUAGUGCCAUUGGAAUAAUAAAUUUGAUAUGGUGGUGACUCCA